AUGCAGCCAGACCUGCCUGCAGCAUCCACGCCCGGCGGAGGCUACCCCCUUUGGCCCAGCUCGUCCUCCAGCCUGGCACCCACAGAAGCAGCAACAAAAGCCUCGCUGAGGAAGAACAGGAGCUUUCCAGGCCCUGAGAGUGUGUGGUGUGUUUUUCCACAAAUUCUUUCAGGAAAACCCAAGGUAUAUCAAGGUGUUAGAGUAAAGAUUACAGUUAAGGAGUUACUGCAGCAGAGAAGAGCACGACAAGCAGCAGCUGGUGCAGUGAUAGACCAGGUAGAAAGCAAAGGCAUGGAAGCACCUUUUGAUGCAGAACCCAUUUCUUCUGUUCCGAACUAUUGUCCAUCAUGGCAGUUUUCAAAUUGCCUCUCCUGCGAAGAAAGCCCUAGCUAUUUGGAGCAGCUGGUAGACUCCUGCCUUCAGACAGAUGCACCCUUAGACCCAGCCUUCAGCCCUUUCCAGAUGUCCUCACACUACACCUCGGACACCUUCCAGCCAGUCCCGCUCUGCUUUAACCAGGGCCCGGCUGCCGGAUCCCCCAGUUCAGCUGAUCUGUCCAGCCCAUUAAACUAUAGCUGCUCUCCUCCUCAGCUAUCUCCUUUCACCCCGAUGACCCACAGUCCACCCUCUGCUCUGGACACCAAGACCUAUGGCUACCCUGCGGAGGAAUGGUCCUGCCAUACCCCCUCCCCAUACACCACCUCUGCUUGCUGCUGCACAGCCUGUGGCUCCCAGAAUGUGGACAACAGGGGCCCGCAGUACUUCCCCUGCCCCAGCACGGACUGCAUGGACUACCUACCGCCCAUGGCCAUGGCCGAGGACUUCUUCAGAAGGGAUAGGAACUGUGAUAUCUGCUAUAGUUAA
Messenger RNA from Opisthocomus hoazin, 864 nucleotides. The record is from RefSeq and is a predicted model, not a curated record. Lineage: Eukaryota; Metazoa; Chordata; Aves; Opisthocomiformes; Opisthocomidae.